GAGCUGCUUUGGAAGAAUCGCUGUGUCGUCUGAUAUGUUCGCCCACAACUUAACACUGGCGAUGAGGAUGGGAUCGAUGGACAUCAGAGCACAGCCAGAUGCGGCCAUCCUAUGAACUGAGCUGAAUCACUGAGCGAAAUCACUGGACAGAACCAAUUCAGAGCUGACUGUUCUGGCUAGAGCACUGUGUUCCAUCCAUCGCCCUCCACGCCGGCAUCGGAAUCAUGGCUUCACUUGUGCCUCUACCGCCGUUUGUGCCAACCUCUGAAUCAUGGGACUCCUACCUUGCUCGGUUCGACUGCUACCUCCAAGCCAAUGAGCUGACAGCAGCAUCAAAGGAACGGAAGCGGGGCCUGUUCCUCAGCCUCUGUGGGCCUGAGGUGUUUGAGACGGCCUUGGUUGCGCCUGAAGCAGUCCAGGCAACACCAUGGGACACGAUCCAAGAGAAGCUCCGCAACCACUACGCGCCAAAGCCGUCCAAGAUUGCUGUCCGCCAUGCGUUCUACCACCGGAACCAGGCAGAGGGGGAGUCAAUCAACAACUACACCACUGCCCUGCGACAGGCUGCAAUUCAUUGUGAGUUCCAAGACUUAGACGAUGCCCUGAUGGAUCGAAUCGUCUGCGGGGUCCGGGACAUCCAUCUGCAACGCCGUCUCCUUGCCAAGCCAGACCUCACGCUACAGAAAGCCAUUGAGGAGGCUGUGGCCUCAGAAGCUGCUGAACGCUCCGCCCAGGAGAUCCGCAAGUCCAGCAGCCCGCGUCUUGCUAGGAAGCCAGUUCCAGUGCAUCACGAAGAGGCCAGCAGUGAUGAGGCAUCCUCCAGUGAAGACGAUGAUGUGCACCAGACAAAGCGGGAGCGCAGGAAGUUCCAACAGAAGUCCAAGGGCCAACCGGAAUGUGCCGGCUGUGGAGGCAACCAUUCCCGUGCCAAGUGUCGAUUCAGAGACGCCAUCUGUCGGACGUGUUCCAGAAGGGUCCACAUCGCUAAGGUCUGCCGAUCGGCUCCGUCUGACACCCCCCCUUCACCGACUCGCAAGUCCAAGUCUUCACUCCAGUCUGCCAAGGAAAGCUGUUUCACUCUCACCAACUGCUGCUGCCCGUCUGGAACCACGAUUGGCCAAACCAACUCACCUACGCGACGCAAGCUGAACAUCACGGUGCUCAUUGAAGGAGCUCCAUGUGACAUGGAGAUCGACACCGGGUCUGCCCUGUCCAUCGUGUCUUGGAGCACCAUCAAAAGACUGGUACCCAGAAUGUCCAAAAGGCAACUCGACUCUCAUCGCGUACACCUGAGAGACUACCAGGGAAACGACAUUCCCGUGGUAGGCGUUGGCCGGUUCCGGAUCGCCUUCAAGGAUUUUUCGGGCCUGCUCCGAAUGGUGGUGGUCGAAGGUCAGCGGCCAAGCAUCCUAGGGCUAGACUGGUUUGAUGCCCUCGGCCUGGAAGUCACCGGCAUCAACUGCAUCUCUAACGCAGAGACUGAGGGUCUGGUCAAAGACUUUGCUGAGGUUUUUGACAGCACUUUGGGGCAAUAUACAGGUAUGCCCAUCUCCUUUAGCCUUGAUCCACAAGUCGCCCCCAUCAAGCUAAAGCCACACCGGGUUCCCUUUGCUCUCAAGGCUAAGGUGGACGAACAACUGGACAAGCUGAUCGCCCAAGGAGUUUUGGAGCCGGUUGACCACGCCAAGUGGGAAACCCCCAUUGUCACGCCUGUCAAGCCAGACGGGUUGGUGAGAAUCUGCGCUGACUACAAGUGCACGAUCAACAAGGCACUUCAGCAGCACGCUUAUCCGGUUCCUGUUGUCCAACACCUGCUGCAUUCCCUGGGUGAGGGUAAGGUCUUCGCUAAGCUGGACCUUGCCCAAGCCUAUCAACAACUGCCCAUCAAUGAUGCCACUGCUGAAGCCCAGAUGAUCGUCACCCACCGAGGGGCAUUCUGUUGCCGCCGGUUGCAGUUCGGGGUGAGUGUGGCUCCUGGCAUCUUCCAAAGCCUUAUGGAGUGUCUCCUGCAAGGGCUUCCGGGCGUGGUACCGUAUUUUGAUGACGUCUUGGUGUCCGCAGACUCACACCAGCAGCUGUUCGAGCGCCUCCGUGCCGUGCUGACAAGGUUCCAGGAGGCCGGGCUCAAGGUAAAGAGGGAGAAGUGCCAGAUUGCCGUUCCACAGGUGGAAAUCCUGGGCUAUCUUAUCGACGCCUCCGGCCUUCACCCGACCACAUCCAAGGUCCGCGCUAUCCAGCAGGCCUCCAUCCCAAAGAACAAGACGGAGUUGCAGGCGUUCCUGGGGCUGCUGAACUUUUAUAACAUGUUCCUGCCCCACAAAGCCACGGUGGCUGAGCCUCUUCACCGACUCCUCAGCACAAAGACGCCUUGGUCCUGGGGUCAUCGGGAGACGGCAGCCUUCAACGCGGUCAAGGCUCUCCUUUCCUCAGACAGUGUGCUGGUACAGUACAGUGAAGCCAGGCCGCUGGUCCUUGCCUGCGACGCCUCACCUUUUGGCAUCGGCGCUGUCCUUAGUCACCGUUUUCCAGACGGAAGAGAAGCUCCGCUCGCCUACUUUUCCAGGGCGCUAUCUCUGACUGAACGGAACUACAGCCAGCUUGACAAGGAGGCACUGGCACUUGUGGCUGGAGUGAAGAGGUUCCAUGAAUACCUCUACGGCAGGACUUUUGACCUCAUCACUGACCACAAGCCACUCUUACCACAGACUCAGACCACUGCCGUGCCUGACAUUCCGCCAACUCCACUUGCGGAGGUUCCACCCACAGCAGCGGAUCCAGGGGACUUGGUUUCAACGCCACCUAGGGUUGCACCACAGCCUCAGCAGGAAUUGUGUGGCCCCCCGGAUUUGGCUACCAGUCCCGGUGGUCUGGCAGAGUUUCCAAGGGCCCAAAUUUUUUAAAGGACUAUGUUGUUGGACAUGUAUCACUGUUGGUCUAAGUAUGGGAAAUGUAACCGAUAUGCUUUUGUGCCUAACUGAACCCUUACGUGUAGUGCUGUAUAUAAGGAAACCAUUACGAUUGUAACUAACGCCUUAUCUCGGUGGGGAGGGGUGUUAUGUACUGAUGUUCUCACCCUGGGCCAGCAGGGGGAUACUGUAGAUAGUUAUGCAAAUGAAGGAUCGAAAGUGACGUUCAGUGAUUGGAUAGUUUGUAUGCAAA
Molecule: messenger RNA, 3159 nt
Organism: Podarcis raffonei (Aeolian wall lizard)
Lineage: Eukaryota; Metazoa; Chordata; Lepidosauria; Squamata; Lacertidae
Exons: 2
Coding region: 225-2900 (891 amino acids)
Source: RefSeq, a predicted model, not a curated record